Messenger RNA from Cheilinus undulatus (humphead wrasse), 2565 nucleotides. RefSeq names its product ferredoxin-fold anticodon binding domain containing 1 (gene fdxacb1). Gene Ontology annotation, cellular component: cytoplasm. The record is from RefSeq and is a predicted model, not a curated record. Gene Ontology annotation, biological process: rRNA base methylation. The coding region runs from base 309 to 2258 and encodes 649 amino acids. Lineage: Eukaryota; Metazoa; Chordata; Actinopteri; Labriformes; Labridae. The transcript is spliced from 5 exons. Gene Ontology annotation, molecular function: rRNA (uridine-N3-)-methyltransferase activity.
UCUGCUACAGGUGAUAAUAACGUUCGGCUUUGAUGUACUGCAGCACCGGGGAGCAGGAGAAGGUCAAUGGCUUUUUUAAACAUUUACAGUAGAUAUAAUUUCUGUUAACUAUCCUAACGCGUCUUUUACACCGUUAUUCAGUGUUACAUACGUAAAUAUACAACUAAUACGAACAAAUUAGACCGUCAUGAGAAGGGCAGAUGGUCAUUUUAACUCCUACGCGCGUCUCCUCCUGUCGCGUUUAGCAGCAGCUUUCAAGGCAGCCUUCCAGUGGAUUUAGGUGUUUGUUUCCUCCUUGAAUUCUCAGCAUGACUCCUCCGAUGUCAGUGUUGCUGGUUGGAGAGGGGAACUUCUCAUUUUCUGCCUCUGUGAGCCAGUUGUACAGUAAAUCAGAGACUAGCGUGACAGCCACAUGCCUGCAGCGUCAGGAGGAGGCACUGCGGCACGAAGGAGCUGCCACCAACAUUCAGAUUAUCAAGGACUCAGGAGGGACGGUGCUUUUCGAGGUGGACUGCACUAAGCUGGGGGAGUGUGCCUCUCUCCAGGGCCGUGUGUUUGACCGUGUGGUGUUUAAUUUCCCUCACUGCGGGAGAAAGAGCGGGGUGAAAAAGAACAGAGAUCUCCUCAAAAGCUUCUUCAUCAGUUGUGUCCAGGUGUUAGCUGAAGACGGGGAGGUUCAUGUCUCUUUAUGCAACGGGCAGGGUGGGACACCAGUGGACCACCCGAAGCGAGAGUGGCACAACAGCUGGCAGGUGGCUGCCAUGGCAGCAGAGGCACAGCUGAUCCUCAGCGAUGUCCAUCCAUUCAAGAGUGAGAAAUACCAGAGCUACAAGUGCACUGGAUACAGGAGCCAGGAUAAGGGCUUUCAUGUGGAGAAAGCUUUAGUCCACGUGUUCACUCGCAGCCUCCCCUACACCUCUGCUCAGAUACUUACAAUGGAGGAGGUUGUUGAAGGGGAGAAAGUCCAGUACAACAUACCAGCUGAGCUUAGUGAUUACAUAUUCAGGGGAUUUCUCUGCUCAGGUUCUGUCCACCCGGUCAGGUUGGUGCAAGAUUUUAUUCUCAAAGGCCUUUCAGAGAAGUGGUCAGUCUCCAUGGCGACAGAGACCAUUCCUUUGCUCCUUACAGCAAAACAGCUGCAGGCAAGUUGCUGUGACGCCGACAGUGCCCACUGCUACUGGAUCAACCUUCUUCAGAAAGACAUCAACUCUGAUGCUUCAGUCUCAUCAGACAAAGAAAGAGAUUUGGCCGUGGACAGUCAGGGACAUACAGACACACAAGAUGCCUCCUCAUCUUUGUGUGUUACUUCCCACAAAGCAGACAAGGUGAGGAGCAAAGGAGCUGAUAGCUUAAGGUCAACAUGCUCUAUCGAUGUCGAUCCUGAUGAGGAGAGUGGUCUUUUUCUGCUCCGUCCAUCUCUGCUUCCUCAGCUGGAAGAGCUUCUAACUAAAAAAGAAGAGUGGAUUAAAGAUACUGAAGGCCAUGUUGAGAAUGAGGAGGAUAAUAAAAACAUAGAGGAAGAAGAGAAAGAGGAGCGCGGUGGGGGUGAUAAUGGUGUCACCAGCUUUUUAUUUGGUGUUAGUGGCCUGGUGUUUAAGAAUGUACACAUUAACCUCUGGGCUCUGCCAGCCUUUCAUGAGCUUCUCAUUACAGGGGAUUUCCCUUUAGAGAUUGAGCCAGUCAAAUUGCUUGGACAAAGCCUGGAAACGCUGCUUUCUCCCUAUGGGGUUUCCCUCAUGACAGAAAAGGGGGGUCUUCGUCUCACAGUAGCACCAAUGGGUAUGGUUGGACGGGUUUUAGAAAGCAGUGCAAAGGUAAACAAAAGCCAUACAAGCAUCACUGUGUCCUUAAAUUUGGACCUCCUAGCUGUGCUCCUCUUCUCUAUCCCUGAUUGGCGGAUCCUGUGGUCACAUGACCCACGCUUUUUAAAUCAGUUUGCACUCUGCCCAUCACCAGGGAAAACCUUUAAGCCAUUCUCCUUGUUCCCCGAACACUUCACUUUUGACAUCAGCUUCUGGACAGGGCCGGUAUGGGAGGAGAGGAGAUUCCACGCCAUGGUCCGGGAGGCCAGUCGAGGGACUGUGGAGCAUGUCAAACGCAUCGACACAUUCUCACACCCUGACCUCAGUCAGACCAGUUACUGCUACAGACUCACCUACCGCUCACACACACAUGCUCUGUCACACAAUCAAGCUCUUCAGUUUCAUCAACAGCUGGAAUCCUUACUCUCCUCUCAGCUGCAAGUAACAAUCAGGUAGCCAUUUUAAAAUCUCAAGGGGGAGCAGAGAUUUAAUCCUUUUUUGUUUGUUACAAAAAAAAUGUUAGUGUUAAAUCUGCAAAACUGUAUGUGACCAGUGUUUACAGUAGUUGUGGCAUUAUUUUCAGUUCAUGUACUUUAGAUGUGGUUGGUUAUGUGUAUUUGUGUAAGUUUAAAUUAUUAAAUAAUUCUUUCCCAUACUAUGUGGCUAUACUGAAACUAUUGUAUUAUUGUGAAAGUUACGUGUUGUAAUACAUGCUGUGAAAGAAAGCCAAAAAGCAAGAAGUAAAAUGGAGUAAAAAUGCCAA